This is a messenger RNA of Rubroshorea leprosula, 655 nucleotides long. NCBI's taxonomy places the organism in Eukaryota, Viridiplantae, Streptophyta, Magnoliopsida, Malvales, Dipterocarpaceae. The record is from the annotation of a GenBank genome assembly.
CCAAAAAUCCUCUCAAUAGAUAACUCUUGAAGGAUUAAUCACACCCCCAAGAUUACUCACAAAUAGAACAAGAAGAGGAUUAUAAGUAAAAAUCUCUCAAAGAUCAAAAACUCAAGUUAAAGCUCAUGUAGGUAGGUAAAGAUAUUCAAUGCAAUGCUCUCUAAACCUCCUUCAGAUCUUCUACCAACCAUAUUUAUAACCCCAUGGUCGAAAAUAGCCAUUGGGGGUCAUUUAAUACUUUGCAGGAUACAAAACUCGAGUUGCAGGAUUGUCAGGACAGCCGGCUUAGCUUCCUAGAACCGGCUUUGUACAGCCAACUCACCAUUUCUACAUCCGGCUUUGCGAGAUUCUGCACAUUCUGUUUUCUCCGUAGAGCCAGCUGCAAAACGCAAAGCUUGCUUUGCAAGUUUGCUACACAUUCUGUUUUCUUCCACAACCGGUUGCAAAGCCUAGAGCCGGCUUUGGAAUUCGAACUUUAAAUACAUUAAAUAAUCUUCAAAUAACUCGACUGUUGUGCAUUAAAUGCACCCUUACAGCCAGCCGCAAAAUUGGAGCCGGCUUUGCGUCUUUUCUCCACACACGCUAAACAACGGUCUUCAAAUUUUUGCCCAUAGAGCUAGCUGUAGCUUCUAGAGCCGGCUCUUUGCACUUCCAU